GAGACUUUAUUGUCUGUGGUAAUUAAUUGAUGACAUUUUUUUUGUGUUUUCUGAGUGAGUGUUCGGUGCAUUGGCUAUUUUCAAGACUUAUUUUUCACAUAAAAAUAUUGGUAAUAAGAAAUGUGACCAAAGAAAAUGGACUCACGGUGGCAGAUAUGGCGUGUCGAGGGUUUCCUGUUGAAAGAAGACACAAAGAUUUGAGACAUGCCUAAACAUAAAAUAGAAUAAAAUGGAGUUCAAUUAUGUCACUCCGACUACUGCGAUGAUAGGAACGAAUGAAACGACCGUAGAAUAUGAAGACGCUGACGACCCGGAUGCAGUCACUCUCCUAUCGAUACUACUAGUCGGUAUAUUUCUAUCUCUCCUCAUAUUUGUGAGUGCGGCGGGUAAUAUUCUUGUCUGCAUCGCGAUAUACACCGAUCGGGGUUUGAGAAGAAUUGGGAACUUAUUUCUUGCCUCGCUGGCAAUCGCUGAUAUGUUGGUGGCCGCUGCUGUUAUGACAUUCGCCGGUGUUAACGACUUGCUUGGGUACUGGGUAUUUGGCGAACAAUUCUGUGAUACGUGGGUGGCGUGUGACGUCAUGUGCUCCACUGCGUCCAUACUUAACCUCUGCGCCAUAUCACUUGAUAGAUAUAUUCAUAUAAAGGACCCUCUGAGAUACGGCCGUUGGGUAACGCGUAAAGUGGCAAUCAUCACCAUAAUUCUAAUAUGGUUGCUAGCCGUGAUGGUCAGUUUUCUACCCAUAUCCUUGGGAUUGCAUAGACCGCCCGAUGAGACUGUGACGACAACUGAGAGCCCCCCGCAAUACCCCACGUGUGCCCUGGUUUUAACACCCACUUAUGCUGUGGUGUCAAGCUGUAUAUCUUUUAUCCUGCCGUGCAUCGUGAUGAUCAGUAUAUACUGCAGAUUAUACUGCUACGCCCAAAAGCACGUGAAAUCAAUCCGAGCGGUUACUCGGACGGUCCAGCUACCGGAUAACCGGACAAAGUCCGUCCGCACCCGGGUACAUACACACGUACAUUCUUCCCCAUAUCACGUGUCUGAUCAUAAGGCAGCCAUCACUGUUGGUAUCAUUAUGGGAGUGUUUCUACUCUGCUGGGUCCCCUUCUUCUGUGUUAAUAUCGUUGCUGCGUUCUGCAAGACAUGCAUACCAGAUCUUGCUUUUAAAAUCCUAACGUGGCUCGGUUACUCCAACUCAGCAUUCAACCCAAUCAUCUACUCAAUAUUCAACACAGAAUUCCGGGAGGCCUUUAAAAAGAUCCUAACCUCAAGAUAUCCGCCAUGUUGUGGCUAUCAAACGGUUCGCGCCAACACACCAACGAGAAAUGACAACUUCGUCACAGACUAUGGAACUAAGACACUCGUCGUAAGACGCAGUGGUUCUCUAGGACUUUCUGGGGUUGACCCAACACCUAGAUCUUCUGCGGAGUCAGUCAAGCCCCUACGAGAAUACCACAUUUGACAAGAAGAUGGGAGUAGUAAUAAUGGGCUACUCGAUAAAAGUGAUGUAGUAUAAUUUCACAGAUAACGAAAAACCGGUUACUGACCGUACCGUAAAUUUUUAAUCUAAUCUAUCUUCUAAAUAGCAAAGUAUGGAUAAUGCUAAGAGAAGGUAUUAUAAAGUAUCUGUAUAUAGUUGAAUACUAGCUUCUAUUAAAUCAAAUAAAUUGUGUUUAUAUUGUGUGUGAGAUGUUUGUUACUAUAUUAAAUUUUUAUCUACCAUUACCUACCAAAGACUAUUAAGUAUACUUUAAAUAUCCCUAUUCAUUAUUAUUAGUAUUUAAAAUUUCCUGUGAUACUUUUGUAAAUAAAUUUUAGUCUUUGUAAAUUGUAUUAAUAUCAUUUAAUUUAUAAUAUAUUAUUUAAUUUACUACAUUGUGCAUAACCUACGUUAAAAGUUUGUUGGUCGCGUCUUCCCGCUUAAAAUCUGAUCUGUUAGUAAAUACAUUAUAACAUAAACAUUUCAACGGACUAUAUUUUAUCAAACUUAUUAUCUUACUUAUUAUUACUUAAAAUCGAAUUCAAUUCCAUAUCCGUGUUUGUAAUGAAAUAAUAUAUUCAUAAUUAUUUAAUCGACAGAUAACUAGACUGUACUAUUUAAGACUGUCCCAUAGAUGUCACAUAUAUUGUCAAUUCCACAGAUUACAACAACAACCUUUGAAUUGUCAUAGAACACAUUGUUUACAGUUUAUUACAAAUGAGUUUGUAUAUCGCCCAAGCAUUGUGUACUAAACCAUUAUUAACCAACUAGUAAAUGGUGUUUUGAAUAUUUAAUGUUGUGAUAACAGAACUAAUUGAUACAAAUUAACCUAAAUUUGACUUCAGUACGUAUUAAUGACGAUUAUUUAUGGAGCCUUCGGACUCCAGGGAAUUACAUGAGCAAUCACAUUAUCCUCUAUCUGUCAACAUUCAAGAGACAUUUUAAUGAUAUGCUAUUUUAAACGGGUUAUUCGGCGUUUGAACACACUUGUUAUAUUAAUUAUUGAAUAUAAUUUUUUAAGGUGGCCGCACACUGUCAAAUAUUUUAAUUUUCCUAAAAACAAAAUAGUGUACGAACCCUUGUAAUGGAGUUGGUUAGAAAAUAUAUUUAUAACUAUUUUACAAUCUUGAAAAGCUGUCAACUGCUCAAAUUUUUUUUUUUAUAAAGAAAUUUGUUGAGAUUUCAUACCUACUACAUACGAUUUCGAUUAAUUUUGUGUUAGAAUUUGAUUUGUGAUAUAGAAACUAUUCUUAUAAAUAUCAGCUGCUGGCAGCGCCUAGUGAAUUAUAAUUAGCUUAUACCGAGAUUAUCGAGUCUCAUUAAAAAUAAUAAUUUUAUUAUAAGAAUAAGCUCUCUAUGUAAGUUUAAUUAAGAGCACGAGUUUUAACUCUUAAUAUAUAUAAAACCCUGUAUAGACGCUGACUCACUAAUUGAUUAUCAUAUAAUAGAUAAUUUGGACAAAUUAGACUGCGUCUUUAAAAAAGUAUGCAGUUAAAAAUAACCAUUAAAUGAUAAAUUAUUAUUAUUUGCGUUUAUAAAAUUUAUUUAAAAAUUACCAGAAAAAUCGUCCAAAAAUACAACUUUUUGGACGAUUAGCUGUUGAGAAUGACUAAAUACUUAAACAGACAGAAUUAUUCUUAGUAUACAUAUACCACUUAUCCCGAACCAUGCUCGGACCUUUUGGCGAUAUAAUUGUUCUUCUAGCUUGCUUGUUUCAGGUUUUAAAAUGUACAGCAAUAUUCGUUAACAACGUUAAUAUCGUCGAAAGUAUCUCUAAGUAAAUAUCCUGUUCUAUUUCACACCCGAUAACGUUAACACUCAUGCUAGGUAAUAAGAACUAAAAAUGUAUUAGGUAUACUUUAGCAUAAUAAGUGCAAUAUUAAUCAUAUAAUUAAUUAUUUAUAGAUAUAAUAAAGGGGGAAAAGCGCUAAGAAUAUUAUAAUUUGUGUAUAAAAUGUACUAUACUUAUUUUAAGAACAAAUUAAUGUAAUCGUUUUUUCUGUUAUUAAUUGUAUCGUUGACAUAAUAUCUAUUAACGUGUAAAUGACGAUGAAUUUGCUUUCCAAUUACGAAAUUUAUAUUGUGUUCGCCUGUCAGAUGUCACGAUGUCAUUGUCAAAUCGUUUAUGUAUUCGAGAAAGUUGAUAUUAAUAUAGAUCAUACGUACCUUACUUCAUAUGCCUCAGAAAGAAAUAAAAUUCCCAUACAAAUUUGGCGUUAAGUGGGUCACAAAGUACUUUUAUUAUUAGGCCGUCACUUCGAAUUUUGUUGAAGCAUUAAUAGGUAAUAUUAAGUACCAAUGCGCCUAAAAUAUUAUGUAACAGGCGCAGAAUAGUAUAUCUGCAAAUUUACGAUCGUUCCAUUUUAAACUCAAUAUUCGCUUAGUGUUUAAAACAUUUUUAAAACACGUGU
This is a messenger RNA of Pieris napi, 3891 nucleotides long. It is a transcript of the gene Dopr1, whose product is annotated as dopamine receptor 1. Gene Ontology annotation, molecular function: G protein-coupled receptor activity. The transcript has 8 exons. The record is from RefSeq and is a predicted model, not a curated record. Gene Ontology annotation, biological process: adenylate cyclase-activating adrenergic receptor signaling pathway. Gene Ontology annotation, cellular component: membrane. Lineage: Eukaryota; Metazoa; Arthropoda; Insecta; Lepidoptera; Pieridae. The coding region runs from base 230 to 1462 and encodes 410 amino acids.